This is a messenger RNA of Cajanus cajan (pigeon pea), 4416 nucleotides long. Its product is annotated as putative E3 ubiquitin-protein ligase LIN-1. The record is from RefSeq and is a predicted model, not a curated record. NCBI's taxonomy places the organism in Eukaryota, Viridiplantae, Streptophyta, Magnoliopsida, Fabales, Fabaceae. Gene Ontology annotation, molecular function: protein binding; ubiquitin-protein transferase activity. Gene Ontology annotation, biological process: protein ubiquitination.
UUGGCAACAUGGGAAUGUAAUUUUGAGGGUAAUAGUAAAAGGACGACGAUCUUAGCGAAUGUGUUGAGUUAUGAAAGGAAAGUAAAGAAUUAAACAAGGGUGAGAAUGGUCAUUUAAGAAGCUGCCGUCCGAGGCUUGAAUCCAAUCCGUUAACGUCAUAUUCAUAUACCAACCCUUACCCAACGUCCCCAACUCUUCCUCAAUCUCCCACCGCCAUGACCACCGUAACGGUCACCACUCGAGCACAGAUCCUCCGCCACACCGCCGCAUUCACUUCCGCCCUCCUCUCCCAAUCCCAACUCCGCCGCCGCCUCGUCGCCACUCUCCUCCGCCACACUCCACCCUCCGACCAAAAGCACCUCAACCUCGCCGCUGACACUCUCGAAAACGCGAUUUCCUUCUCCAGCCCCGCCCUCCGCUCCUCCUCCCUCUCCCUCGCCGAGAAGCUCCUCCUCCCUCUCCCCGACUUCCCCCUCUCCUCGCUCCUCCUCUCUCUCAUCCACGCCCUCCGCAACCGCCCUACCGAAUCCGCCACAUUCCUCCUCCGAAUCUUCCACUCCAACAACGCUUCCCUCGCCAGAUCCGAAAUCGCUCCCGCGCUCUACGAGCGCCUCUUCUCUCUCCACCUCUUCCCCGUGUUCCGAUGGUUCGACGACCACAGGACGCAGAUCCUCUCCACCUCCAGCCGCGACGACGCCGACGAUUGCGAUUGCGAUUACUCCGUUUCCGUGGUGCUGCCUUGCGCGAAGGUGCUGUCGAAGAUGAGCGAGGAGCAGGCCACGAAGCUGAGAGAGGUGGAGAGGGAGUACGAGGAGGUUCUGGACCAGAACUGCAGGGUUCUGGCGACGUACUUCAAAGAGGUUUUGGCCUGCGAAAACGGUGACGCGGCGGUUAGUCCACCGUCGCUGAUUCUGAAGAGCAGCGGCAGGGAAGACAGGAAGGAGGAGAUGACGCAGAUGAAUGUGAUGGCGAACGGACGGUAUAAUCCAAUAUGGUCCGAAAGGGAAGUAUCUAUUGAAUUUUUGAGCCGCAGUUCCAGCAGCAGAUCUUCCCACGCACCAUUUUAUCCUCAAAGAGUCUUUUCCGGAGUCCUUAAACCCCAGAAUUCUUCAAAAUCUUCGACAACGCCAGUCUAUUUAAAGUUAAACUCAACCGCUGAAAUUGAUUUUUCUUUAGAUGAGAGUUUGCUGAGUUCUUCUUCAGAUUCUGAGGCAGAAAAUGAGGAAAAGGACAAAAAUAUUGCAUUGUUGGAUCCUCGACAAAGCCAAAUUCAAGAACAAAUGCUAACCAUCUUCAAACAAUCCAGGGGUUCCCCAGAUUAUCAUAUGGCAGAUUGCGAAACCCCGCUGCAUGGAAAUGGGAAACAUGCACCUCCCAAGGACUUUGUCUGUCCAAUAACAAGUCACAUAUUUGAUGAUCCUGUGACUCUUGAAACUGGUCAGACAUAUGAACGUAAAGCUAUCGAGGAAUGGUUCAAUAGAGGGAACUCAACCUGUCCCAUCACACGCCAGAAUCUGCAAAACACCCAGCUACCCAAAACAAAUUAUGUGCUCAAAAGACUAAUUGCUAGCUGGAAAGAACGAAACUCCCAUUUGGUCCCACCGCCAUAUGAGAGUCCAUACGAAGAUACCGAGGCAGUAGUGAAGUCAACAAUGCCCUCAACUUCUCCUAAUAGCGUUAUAACACAAGCCACAGUUGAUGGGAUGAUGAGUGAGUUACGCUGUGCAAUCAAUAACCUGUAUAUGUCAGAGGUUCUUCAGGAAUCUGAAAUGGCCGUGCUUCAAAUUGAGAAGUUCUGGAGAGGAGUGGAUCUAGGAGUGGAUAUCCAUAGCAUGCUAUCAAAACCUGCGAUAAUCAAUGGAUUUAUGGAGAUCCUUUUCAAUUCUGUUGAGCCACAGGUGCUACAAGCAGCAGUUUUCCUUCUGGCGGAAAUGGGGUCUAGGGACAAUGCUGUUGUUAAGACUCUCACACGUGUGGACACUGACAUGGAGUGUAUCAUGGCUCUUUUCAAGAACGGGUUGACAGAGGCUGUUGUGCUGUUGUAUCUCCUAAACCCUUCCAAUAUGGACCUUGCAGAGAUGGCAGUAGUGGAGUCUCUCAUAACAGUUUUCAAUAAGAAAGAGGAAGAGUUGGUUAAGAUGUGUUUAAAGCCCAAAACAGCUUCAGUGCUUUUACUAGCACGGAUUAUUGGAAGCAGUGAAGAGAUAAUUGCAUCUUCGGUUGUCAAUACCCUUUUCUCAGAAAAAGCAAUUGGAAUUAUUGUCGGCAGUUUGGGAGCUGACUUGGCAAAGGAGAGGAUUGCUGCAGUGGAGAUUUUGUUGAGAUGCAUGGAAGAAGAUGGGACUUGCAGGAACAACAUUGCUGAGAAAGCAGAGUUGUCACCUCUUUUGGAAACCUUAAUCGGUGCAACUGAUGGAGACCGUUUCAAGAUUAUUAAAUUUUUUACUGAGUUAGUCAAGUUAAAUAGGCGGACAUUUAACGAACAAAUCCUCCACAUUAUAAAGGAAGAAGGACCUUUUAGUACAAUGCAUACACUCCUUAUUUAUCUGCAGACAGCCCUUCAAGAUCAAUGUCCAGUUAUGGCUGGCCUCUUACUCCAACUUGAUCUUCUGGUAGAGCCAAGAAAAAUGAGCAUAUACCGGGAAGAGGCAAUGGAUACUCUUAUUUCAUGCCUGAGAAACACAGAUUUCCCCGUUACCCAAUUAGCAGCAGCUGAUACAAUUAUGUCACUGCAAGGGAGUUUCGACUUCGCUGGAAGCCCUCUAAUCAGAGAAGUCCUUCUUAAACGCGCAGGUAUCAAAAAAAGUUCCACAAGUCUUGUACAGGUGGAUCAGAUCAGCAACUUCAGCCCAGAUAUUGAUAUAACUCCAGAAGAAGAGAAGGCUGCUGAUGAUUGGGAAAGAAGAAUUGCAUCUGUUCUAGUUAGCCAUGAGUUUGGCACUCUUUUUGAGGCUUUAGCAGAUGGCAUAAAGAGCCGAAAUCCAGAACUACGAUCAGCAUGCUUUAUAUCAGCCACAUGGCUCAUAUACAUGUUAACUAUUCUACCAGAUACAGGGAUACAAGUAGCAGCCCGUGCCUGCUUGUUGAAGCAGUUCAUAGCUAAAUUAAAUUCUGCUAAGGAUGUAGAAGACAGAAUCCUCUCUGUGCUUGCUGUCAAUAGCUUUCUUCAUUUCUCUGACGGCUUAGGCGAUCUAACUUCCUACACUAAGGAUAUCUUAAAAGGGUUGAGAGAGCUAAAGAGAUUUUGUCCCUUAGCAUCUAAAAUGCAAAAGGUUCUGGUGGAUGAAAACGAAUCUAAAGCGGACAUUUGGAUACAUAAAGAGCUCAUAAAAGAAGACUGCAGCGAGAAUGGAGAGGUGCUGUCUGUCAUUUGCUUUAAGGAUAAAUUUUUUUCAGGCCACACAGAUGGCACUAUUAAGGUCUGGACAUUAAAGGAUAACUUAUUCGAUCUGUUGCAAGAGAUCCAAGAACAUACUAAGGCUGUGACAAACUUGGUGAUUUCAGAAUCUGGUGACAGACUAUACAGUGGUUCACUUGAUCGAACUGCAAAGGUCUGGUCUAUUGGAAAGGCAGCAAUACAUUGUAUACAGGUGCAUGAUAUGAAGGACCAGAUUCAUAAUUUAAUUGUAACCAAUAGCUUAGCUUGUUUCAUUCCGCAGGGGACUGGUAUCAAGGUUCUGUCUUUGAAUGGAGAAUCAAAGUUGUUAAAUUCUAGUAAAUAUGUGAAGUGCUUGGCUCAUGUUCAUGGAAAACUAUACUGUGGAUGUCAUGACAGUAGUGUUCAGGAGAUACAUUUGGCCACUGGAACAGUCAAUACUAUUCAAAAUGGUUAUAAGAGAUUACUUGGGAAAGCAAAUCCUAUUCAUGCACUGCAAAUUCAUGGUGAACUUAUAUAUGCAGCUGGCGCUUCCUUAGAUGGAUCUGCGAUAAAGAUAUGGAACAAUUCCAAUUACAGUAUGGUUGGAUCACUGCAAACUGGAUCUGAAGUGCGGGCUAUGGCAGUGAGCUCAGAAUUGAUCUAUUUGGGGUGCAAAGGAGGUUCUGUGGAAAUUUGGGAUAAGAUGAAACACCAUAGAGUUGACACGUUGCAAAUGGGCACAAAUUGUAAGGUUAAUUGUAUGGCUUUAGACAGCAAUGAAGAAGUUUUGGUAAUAGGAACCUCAGAUGGACAGAUUCAGGUUUGGGGAAUGAAUUAAAAGAAGAUGCUCAAAGUACUGGUACAGCAAAACAUAGAUGAGCUUACCUUGUCAAUAUUACAUUCUUUAAAUCUUAUCAAUAAUUUCAUUUUUUAGGUUCCUCAUGAGCUGUAUAUAGCUCAAAGUUUAUACAUCCAAGUUCCUUGUACAUAGAAUAACUGGUAUAUAUAUGACUAGUUUGCUUUAUCACAUGUAUGAGAUUUCUUUUUAAAUUUUUAUG